Messenger RNA from Patella vulgata (common limpet), 1576 nucleotides. RefSeq lists its product as uncharacterized. The coding region runs from base 149 to 1243 and encodes 364 amino acids. The transcript has a single exon. The record is from RefSeq and is a predicted model, not a curated record. NCBI's taxonomy places the organism in Eukaryota, Metazoa, Mollusca, Gastropoda, Patellidae.
UUCAGUAGCCUCCAAGGCAGAUGUUUUCUAUUUGACAUGCCCGGAUCAUGUAGGACCAGUGUUUUAUAUAAAGUAGAUGAAUUUGUUUCGUUCACUUAGAUCAGCAUUAGAUACCGAAGGUUUAUUGUAAUAUAACUAAUAUUACGCCAUGCUUUCACAACUUAUCGUCCUAUGCGUUGCUAUGAACGCCAUCCACGCACGAUCAGUUAUCACAGAAGCAAGGUUACCCGAAUACUGCCUGUCGGAUAAUCAAAUCACAGCCAGGGAUACCAACAUUAACUGUCUUGUUCCAAGUGACGCCAUCCUUAAUUAUGACGUCUUAAAACUAUGGAGUGAUCGUUUAAACCAAGAUUUCAGCUUUACCAUUGAAUGUGAAAAUGGUGGCACGGUGGAACUUCCAUGGCCAAUGAAAGCCCAAAGAAUCGUAAAUUUAAAGGUGAAUGGAUGCAGAAUGGUGGGUUUCUUCAAAAAUAUGAAGUUACCAUCCAAUAUACCCGACACUAUGAAAGAUCUGAUUAUUACGAAUUCUACCAUUGUUUACACCAUGGGAGAUUUAAUUGAAGUGUUGAAGCGUUACAGUGAUGCCAGUUUAUCGGAGGAAAACGAAUGUGGACAGCAGACGAUGACGAAAUUCAUUUUCAGGGAUAUUAAAUUCGAUGCCCAGAUGGAUAUAGUCGAUCCAAAUAUAUUGAUGGCAAUGGAAGGUCAUGUGGAAAACAUGAUCAAUUCUUCCUCAUCUCAGAUAUGCGAUUACAGACAUUUGGCAUAUUUUGAUGAGAGCGGAUCCACACCAACGUCCAGUUACCAUUUCAAAUUACUGACAAUGAACACUCAAUAUCCAUCUCUAAGAACGUAUCGAACGGCUGAAGUUGAUUUAUGGAGAAUACCGGACCAACUUCAGAAUUAUCGACAGUAUUUUCCUUGUUUAAAACGCCUUGAUAUGUCUAACAACAACAUCGAAACUGUCAAUUUUACCAUGGUCAGCACAACGCCAUGUUUGUUAUCGCCUACCCAGCAACCAAGUUACAUAAACUUACGCUUCAACAAGAUCACAACAGUUUCUGCCGCCAUGUUGGACACCAUGAUGGAUAAUGACAUCAUCGUAGAUGUUCGUAACAACCCGAUAAAUUGUACAUUACAAGGUGAUUCCUUGAAGAAUUAUGCUGAACACAUGGUUACUGUUUAUCCGACGUUUUCCUCGCUCUUCAGUGAUUUACCGUGUCGUGAACAACAAAUAUUCUGAGUUAAAAGUGGAAAAAACUUUAAUAACUGUAGACUAGUGAACCAAUAUAAAAAAUAUAAUAUUAUAUAUUAAAGAAAAAUGCAAAUAGCAAGAAAAUUAGAAUCGUAAUCGUAAAACUUCAAAAAGUAAAUAUAGCCUUUUUGUGUAACGAUGUGAAAUUGACAACGAUUUAAUAUUACAUAAAUUUGUAUUCUAGUCAUAAAUUUAUUAUAUUUUAUCAAUUUGAAAGCCAGUCGAUUAUCCAUAAUAACAUAUAAUUUAGCUAUGUAUAACCUUACAGAAUAAUCAGUUUUGUAACAAUCAAUAUGAUAUAUUAAAGUUUUUAUUAUUGUA